AUGUCGUUCGGCAUUGGCAUCGGAGAUUGCGUCCUGAUUCUGCGAGGGCUUGUGAAGUGUUGGAGCCUCCUCCGCGGCGAGGCCGUCAACGGCGUUGCGGAGCACGCAGAAGCCUACAAGUCCUUUUGCAACGGAGCUCGUUCCUUGCGCAGAUAUCUGAAAGCCGAGGGGAGAGAACUGGAGCCACAUCUUGACGAGGAAAUAACGUCUCUGAAUCGCCUGCUGAAGGACUUCCUCGCACGCAUCAAAAAACUCCAAUCGUCCUUAGGCGAAGAAUGUGAAAAGAAAGGGUUUGGGAGGAUCGUUCAAAAGAUGCGAUGGCCCCUUUACGACAAGAUCCUGAGCGGGCUUUGUCAAAAGCUCAGCUUCAAGUUCGACAUGAUCAAAUUCAUUGUAGACCUGGAUAACAGAUCGUCCGUUCGUUUGAUGAACCUCUGCCCUCCGGCCGGAUUAUCCAGGCCCCCAGAUCUCGGGCCCAAAUUCGUCCUCGUGGAUGCUCGGUCCGAGUAUCAUGGCCUGUCAAUGGCAGGCGUGAAAUCCUGGGAUGAUUUGGCGACUUUUAUUGAUAGGGUGUUCUGUGUCGACAGCCAAUCGUGCCUGGCCGUGAAGAACAGAAGCUACAUUUUACGAAACAACACAACAGAAGAGAUGGUCCUUCUCAACAGCCCCUGUAUUCCUCCCUGGGAAGACUCGGUUAAAGAUGGACAUGAACUGGAAAUGAGCAUGCUUUUUCCGGACCACACGGACUACAACAGCUUCUGUCCCAAGUGCAAAAAGCCUUGGUCAAGUCCACUCAGCGUGGAAAUGUUCUGCACCAAGUGUGGCCUCUCCGCACGAUUUCUCGAUUUCUUCGACAAUGAGCCAGACCCAGUCACUUCUUUGGCACUUAAGGACAUCCGGAGAACAGGCUUGCGAGUAUUCUUCGAAGAAACUAUGCUAGGCAUUGGUGCGAGAGGACCCCCAAAGAUGAAGAAUCAGGAGAUGCCCUAUGAACAGACCAUAAACGCCUUGAUCAAGUGUAGGGACGAGCUUGGUUCUCGCCCAGUGGCACCUUCCCGCAACAACAGAUCAGGAAUCAAGGACUUUCGAAGAAUCACUUUUUGCAGCGACCAGUGGCCCGAUCUCGCCAAAGCAACUGAGGUCGCCCGUUCGAGCGUCAAAAGGCUCCGCGCAGCCAUUCAGGGCUUGAAACGUUAUUCAGAAGCCAGAUCAGCGUGCUUUCCCAUGGAUGUUUUUGCAUCCCUUCUCAACUCUAGAAUUUUGGAUGCCCGCAGAGAUCUCGAGAUGAAAGCAUUCUUCAAGUCGAUUGUAGACGCGUUUUCUGCCCGUCAGACUCUGUGGAUGCCCCCAGCGGCAUUCUUCUCGUCUCUGGAGGAAUACAUUUGGUGUGCUCGUGACGCAAAUGCGCGGGAUGUUGCUUCCGUUAUACGACUUCGAUGUCUGUUGUGGACUUACGAGGAGACUCUGGCCCUCGAUGCCGACUUGAAGCGCGGUUUCUUUGACCACUUCAGCCAUUGGGCUGCAUCCAAAGGAGCCGUAGACGACAGCGGCCUUCUUAUCAAUACGUUGUUUGGGAUUGCUUUUAGCCCCCAUGCUUUAGUCACUAGGCUUACCGUCGAUGUCGUCGCGGAUAUUGUCGGCCUCUUCAGGGAAGGAGAUCCAGUGCAUAUUCUUGCAUGUCUGCCACUCUUGAUCAAAGACUCGGCAGAGCUAGUGGUCAUGCAUAUCCUCGAUGGCAAUCUUGCUGCCUACUUUCGCAAAGCCCGCACCUCUCGAGACAGCACCGUCCGCCAGCUGAACCAGGCUAGUAAAGAAUGGUUGGAAUCUACGAUCGAAUCUCGCGGGGAAACACUUGUCCAUGAUUCGACGUUUACGAUGGUUUAUAACACGUGGUCCAGUUUUGGAUGA
Molecule: messenger RNA, 1908 nt
Organism: Colletotrichum aenigma
Lineage: Eukaryota; Fungi; Ascomycota; Sordariomycetes; Glomerellales; Glomerellaceae
Exons: 4
Coding region: 1-1908 (635 amino acids)
Source: RefSeq, a predicted model, not a curated record